Molecule: messenger RNA, 3310 nt
Organism: Phlebotomus argentipes
Lineage: Eukaryota; Metazoa; Arthropoda; Insecta; Diptera; Psychodidae
Product: WD repeat-containing protein 75
Exons: 5
Coding region: 83-3277 (1064 amino acids)
Biological process (GO): positive regulation of transcription by RNA polymerase I; positive regulation of rRNA processing
Cellular component (GO): nucleolus
Molecular function (GO): protein binding; RNA binding
Source: RefSeq, a predicted model, not a curated record
CGUUGGCUUGUCAUGUUUUGGUGUACAUGCGGUGGCUUUCCUCGGCGAAAAUCCACAUUUUCCACGCGAUUUCAGUGAUAAAAUGGUGUGUUUUGAGUUAAUGGACACUUCUUGUGUUGACAUAUUGGAUGAGACAGUGAAUAGUGGCAGAAUGCUGGACGAUUCAAGUGAAUUUGAGGAUCUCCUGAUCCGCCAGGUUGCCGGCGGAAGUAUCACGGAUUUCCCCCCUAUUUUCUCACAGGACGAAGAAAACAUCCUUCUUGUGUGGAAUAACACCGUGAGGGUGUUCAAUGUGACCACCGGUGAGUGGGUCCGGGACCUGGAGAAGACAGAUGCGGACCUCGUGGGGAUUGAAUUCGAUCCGACAAACCCCAAAUUGCUGAUUGGCUGCACGAGAAGCGGCGAAGUUGUGACAUGGAAGUGGAAAUCAGGCAUCAAACAUGAGAGAAUCAAUCUCAUGAUCUCUAGUGUGAACUUCUGCGUGAAGUCUUUCAACGUGUUUGAGGGUCAGGAAGGGAGUUUAGAAGCUGUGGUUGUUUAUUUUUACGAUAAGGACUCAAAGAUAAAACUGGACGUCUUCCGACUGACCAAUGGAGAGAGUCUCAAUGCUUUCCCGGCGAAAUUCAAUGCUCUGAAGCCACGUUCUUUCAAGGUCUUCAUGAGCAACCGCCAGAAGAUCUUUGCUCUCAUCCAGCGUCACGUUGUCUAUGUUGGGAAUUUGGCGACGGGGAAGCGCAGAUUCCACAACAAUCCUUACGGUGCCUUCUUCACCACAAUCGCCAUUCAUCCCACAGCGCCAAUCAUCGCCACCGGAGAUUUGGACGGGAAGGUGAUUCUCUGGUCAGACACGGACACUUUCGAUCCCGUGCGAACGGUUUAUCACUGGCACUCGGCGGCCGUGAAGUGCAUCGCCUUCACGGAGUCCGGAUCGCACUUCUUCUCCGGCGGCGCCGAGUGUGUGUUGCUCAAGUGGACACUGAACAGACCAGAGAUGAGGAGCUUCCUGCCGCGCAUGCGAGGAGCCGCUCAUCAUGUCUCCGUCGGGCCGAAGAAUCAGCAAAUUGCCGUGGCGCUGAGUGACAAUGGAAUUCAACUGCUGGACGCCAAUAUGGGAUUGAAGGCUCUGAUUCAGAACUUCUCCCACGUUGCCGAUGACUUGACGGGUGAAAUGCCCUUCCCAGCGGGCCUGAAGAUCAAUCCUCGGAACAAUAGCAUCGUGUUGAACGGACGAACAGGACAUUUGCAGUUCUUUUCGCCGCACACGCGGAGUUUUCUCUACGAUAUCGACAUCACGGGUGAGAAUCAACUCACGCCGGAGCCAAUGAACAUUGUCUACAACACGAGAGUGACAAAAGUGGCGAUUUGCCUGGACUGGAUGGCAACGGCUGAGUGUUGGAAUGAUCAUGAGCACUUCCCACAGACCAGACUCAAGUUCUGGGCUUUCAGUGCUGAGAAGCAGAUCUUCAGUCUGAUGACAGACAUUCAGAUGCCGCACGAAAAGUCCAUCACGGCGCUGGAAUUCUCGGGAAUCUACACGACAGAGAAAGUCGUGUGCGCUUCUGCGGGCGGAGAUAAUUGCGUGAUGACGUGGAAUUGCGAAAGUGCCAGGAAGAAUCCCACUUGGAACAGAGCGGGAAAGAUUAGCUACCGGAAUUAUCCGAUAAAGAGCUUGGCUUUCUCUCAGGACGGCUCUCUUCUGGCCGCAGGAUUUGGGCAUGUUUGCGUGGUUUACACAACUGACGAGCUGAUCAUCAAGGCGAUCUUCAGUGCGCCUUCUGGCCUGGAUGGUGGCAUUGGGAAGGUAUCAGUCUUCUCGCCAGCACCAGAAGAUGUCAAUGGUGAAAGCACGCCGGCGAAGAAGCUGAAGAAGCGCGAUGAGCGUCAGAGACGCCGAGCAAUUGAGUUGAUUCAAGCGUAUUUGGAGCAGAAAAACACUGAAGAUCUCGUGAAGUUCAUCAAAGAUGAAGCUCUUGAGAGCAGAAUGACUUCGUGCAGGAGGAAAAGGGAUCAAAUUGACGAUAAGGAUGUGUUUCAGAAGAUUAUGACACUGAAGGAUUUGAAUUUGGAUCAGAAAUUGGAGAUUUUGCGGCAAUUGGAGAUUUUCUGCAGAGUGAAUAAGCCAUCGAAGGAGCGACUGAAGGAAUUCCUUGAGAAAUCUGAGACACUCUCGCAUGAUUUGGACAAGAUUGUCGAGAAUACUGCUUCACUCUUGGCUGACAAGCACAAGUAUGCGAAGAAAUCUUACUUGUGGCAUCUGAAGAGACGUCGUGAGUGUUAUCAGCGUGGCAAAGAGAGCAAGAAUGCGAAAUUAUCGCAGAUUCUCUUUGGGAGUGUGCAGGAAAAGCCUGUGCAGAAUGGGAAUUCUGGCGGCGAAGCAGCUGAAGAGGAUGGAUUUGGUGCUUUUCCCCUCACGGAAGUGGCGGAAAUUCAAACUGUGACCUUCUCAUGUGCCGAAUUUGCUCAUCUGUUGAUUGUGGCGACGAAGAAUCGCGUGCUGAUCUGGAAUUUGCUCACGCUGAAGCUGCAGAGUGUGCUGAGAGUGUCUGCUGUGUCCGUGAGUGUGGAUAGAGUGUCGGGAUUGUUGGCUGUUUUCACGCGAUACAACAAUCUGUAUGUUUUCCUGCCAAACACACCACUUCCGCUCUAUCAUCGCCGUGAUUUGCCCAACAUCUACGAUGCUGUGUGGAUUCCGAGGCGAGAUCCGCGAAGCACAUCGCUGAACAUCGAUUGGCAGGCGAAUUCGCAGCUGUUCUUCCUCACGGAGCAGCAGCAAUUGCUGCAAAUGGUGGCGCAAAAUGACGAGGAUGACUUGUCGCCGAUGGUCACGUUCCUCAGCGAGGCGAACACUGUGCACAAUUACACGCCGUUCGGCGCGAUGAUCGCCAAGCAGAUGCAGCAGAAGGCGCAACACGGCGGCGUCGCACUGCCGACGGGAAUUCUCGGGAAGUCAGAUGUGAACGAGCUUAUCAACUCAAUACCACAUGCGAUGGCUCCGGUGCGAUUGCUGAGCAAGAGCUUCCUCAAAUCUCUGCUGAUAACGACGACGACGACGAUGAAGAAGAAGGCGGAGAGCGACGAGAAGUUUGACAAACAGUCACCGGUUGAGUCCGCGAGUGUGCCGAUGGGCGAGGAGGAGGCCAGAAUCGAGGAGAGGGUGGAGAAGAUGAAGAUGCGCGAGAUGAGGAAUAGCGAAAAGGGAAGAGUGAGCGAGAACGAGGUCAGUCGCGAUGAUAAAUUGAAUCAAAUUGCCAAAAGUUGCGUGCAAUUCGAGAUGUGAGAGUGGCGGAAUAAACAUGAGAUCUUGUGAGAA